AUGAACUCGAUCCGCGCCAUCCAGGAGCUGAACAAGCGCGAGCUCGAGGCCGCCAUCACCCCAGAGGGCUCGUGGCACACCGACUACCGCGACACGGCCUUUGUCUACAUUGGCGGCCUGCCCUUUGAGCUGUCCGAGGGUGACAUCAUCACCAUAUUCUCCCAGUAUGGCGAGCCCGUGUGGAUCAAGCUCGCCCGCGACAAGGAAACAGGCAAGUCGCGCGGCUUUGCGUGGAUCAAGUACGAGGACCAGCGGAGCUGCGACCUGGCCGUCGACAACCUGGGCGGCGCCAACAUCAUGGACCGCACCAUCAGAGUCGACCACGCGCGGUACAAGCCCAAGGACGACGAGGACAUGAGGGACAAUACCAUGGGCGAGCUCGACCUCGACCCGGCCAACGAGUCGGACGGCGGCAGGCGCAAGCGACGAAAGACAGAGAGCGAGUCCGACUCCGACGAAGACCGCCCAUUGCUGCCCGAGGAGAUUGAACUGGCCCGCCUCAUGGACAAGCUGGAUGAAGACGAUCCCAUGCGCGACUCGAUGAUCAAGCGGCAGCAGGAAAAGGCGGACGAGGCAGUCAAGAAGUUCAAGAAGCAGAAGCGCAAGGAGAAAGAGAGGGCACGGCGAAAGGACAGACAUGGUCGGAGAGACAGGUCAAAAGACCGUGAUAGGGAGAGGAGGCGUAUCAAGGAAGACGGAGAGGACGACGACCGCGACAGGCGGUCGCGGCGGAGGGAACAUCGAAGCAAGAGUCGGGACAGGGGCCGAGACGACUCUGAAGACAGACAUCGCAAACGCCGGGCAGAACGCGCCCGAGACCGGAGUGAAGAUUCCAGAGACCGACACGAUAGACACAGAAAGCGCGAGAGACGACGCUCGGCGUCUGGCGAGAGAGAGAGAGACACUCGCGUGUAAAGGGUUCACGAUCGCCUCUGCCAUAUCGAGCUCGUUCUCCUUGAUGUUCGGUCCAAGUUCUUGCAACACUUGAUACAUGAAUAUUUCGUCCUCAACCACAUUUCCAUUCGGGUCUGGUCUUGAAGUCCUCGAUACUUCCACUGUCUUCCAUGGCUAUCAGCGGCAUAUACUCAAUUCUUCUUGCCGCCAUGUAUAGCUACUCAUGUGGCACCUCAAUGGCAUAUGCACCUGCAACACUGAUGAAGGAGACCAAGCUUCUCCGCCAGUGUAUGCGUGCGAGUUGGAGAGAAUACCCGGGGAUAAAGAGAAGAAAGCAGGGAUCGCGUUAUGCAAAGAGGAGGAGACAUGUAUGAACAGCAUGGAAAUUUAAGAGGAAAGGCGACAUAGCGAGAUCAACUGUAUUGCAGUGCCCUUGAUGGCAAUAUCAGCGAAUGUAGGCAGGACAAGGCGAGCCUAGCCGAGCUGCAAAUAAACAAUAAUCUACUUUGAAC
This is a messenger RNA of Exserohilum turcica Et28A, 1406 nucleotides long. RefSeq lists its product as uncharacterized. The coding region runs from base 1 to 915 and encodes 304 amino acids. Gene Ontology annotation, cellular component: catalytic step 2 spliceosome; precatalytic spliceosome; U2 snRNP. The record is from RefSeq and is a predicted model, not a curated record. The transcript has a single exon. Gene Ontology annotation, molecular function: RNA binding. Gene Ontology annotation, biological process: mRNA splicing, via spliceosome. NCBI's taxonomy places the organism in Eukaryota, Fungi, Ascomycota, Dothideomycetes, Pleosporales, Pleosporaceae.